AUGCCGUUAACCGGGGUGAAUAAGGGAUUUUUGCAUCGCUGUUGUAUUCAGCUCUCGUCCCCGUUAAUGGACGACGCGGCGGUGGAGGCUGGGGUGGUCUACACCUUAUCGUUUGUGGAACUUCACGCGGGGGCCCACGCCGCCGAGCUCGCGCGCGCCCUUGUCUGGCGCAUCGUCGACACCGACGACGACGCGGACGGGGGCUGCCGCGACCGCACCGGGGCGUGGCGGGUUUUGGAUGCCGUUUUGCAGGAAUGCGGGGACCCGAAACGGGAACUCUGCCGGACCGUCCUGGCGGAGAAGUUAGCUCUCUUUCUUCCGUAUUUAAUCGCCCAUCGAUGGUACUCGGCGGUGGUCCCGCGGGAUGGGGAGCCCGCGACCUCUGGGAGACUCCUCGCGGACGCCGUGGGGUUUCGAAAGGUCGUCUCGGCCGAGGUCCUGACGGGGACGGAGCGCCGCGUGAGCGACGCCCAGCGCGUCCACGCCCUCACACGGAGGUAUCGCGGGAUAAUGGCGGCCUGGCGGGGGCUUUGGCGGGCGGAUGUCUAUGAAAGCCUCCGACAUAUCGUGCGGAGUGUGGAGCGGGGGGGGAAUUACCUUUCCGCGCAGGGGGCGACGUACUUGGAGAUUCCGAACGGGUUCCGCGAUAGUUUAUGGCGGCUGCGGCGGCACACCCCCCGUCCAGGGAUCGCGCGGCUUAUGCUCUUCGCGUACGGGUGGGAUGCCCACGCGAAGGAGGCGACAACGGGGAAGGAUGAAAGCGACGAGAACGACGCGGGGAGCUCGGGGUCGAUGCGGAUUCCCGAUAACCCGUCCGCGAUCGCCGCGAUGGAUGCCGCGAUGCACCCGACGGUACGGCACUGGCUCCGACGGCUUAUCAGCGCUAAAGGCGGCUGUCGAGGCUGUGAUACCUGGCGCCACCUCGAGGAGCGUUGUCCGUGUGAGAUUCCCUUCACCAAAACCCCAACGCUGCAUGGGGACAGUGGUGGAGAGCGCUUGCCGCGUCGUUCGGGGAUGUUCACCGCGACCGCGGCCGAGUCCAGUUUGCAGGCUCUAAGUUAUAUGGAGGCGGUGGACAAGCUUUAUCGGCAUGGGAUUGCGCUGCCGCUGCGAAUGACCACCGUCCUCGACCGCACAACGCAACUUAUUAUGGAGGAAAGGCCCUACGACGACCUGCUCACUGCGUUUGAUCGCGUGCGGGGCGCGAUUACGGGGCCUCGUGAACGACACGCGCUGUGGCUGCACGCGGGGUAUCAACUGAUGCCAUCCAAAACGGUCUUUAGCAAACCCAGUGAUGAUCAAUACAGCCCGGCUCUAGAAAAGGCGGAGCACUUCUUCAAAACUAACCGCCGAUUUCGGGAAUGGGAUCAGCUUCUGCGGAGCGUCGAGACUCUAGAUACGAUGUUUCGUCGUCGGGUGCUCCCGCCUCGGAUCCAGCAUAACUUGAAUGAGAUCAAAGAAACAAGCUCCUUUUUCUUUUGCUUGAUUGAUGGGUCCCUGCCGGAAAUUUUCACCCCCGGGCUGUACGCACGCGUCCCCGAGGAGGUUAUUGAGGUGGCGCCCCUCAAGGAUAGCAUAUGUGAGAUAUGUUUGGAGCCCUUCCACUGCACUGAGACCUGUACCUCAACUGUCAAAGAGCCAUGGGAUCUUCAGGUGGCGCGUCUGGUCUUGGAGGAGUAUGACCUGGAUUUUAUACGUUUUCCCAGCGAAUUCCAGAGGGUCGGGGAGGCCAUCGCGCGAAUCGAUCAAGAUGACCGACAAGCAAAAGAAUUUCGUAAAAAGGAGCUGAUGUUGGCGGUCAAACUUAUUCAUGAGCACCGAGUACCCAUAUGCAAGGAGUGUGGUGCCUGUGUGGGGCAUCGCAGCUCGGCUUGCACGACCUUGGCGAAGCGCGUGUUAGCGGACGAAAAUAUCCAACUUCUCGAUAUGUGUCUUAAUCCGGAAAUCGUCCAACGUCGGCUUCAUCAAUACCAAAUGGAACACAAGGAAAAAGAAUGGCGCCGCCUCCAUGAGGCCUAUCAACUACUCGGGGCCGGCAGCAAGGCCUACCCUUCCAGCUACUGGAUCGCCAUUAAAGAGCUUGACGACGCGCAAAUUCCACUCGCCGCAGCGCGGUAUAGUACGGAUGCGGUCCAGGGCUUUCUCCUUUAUAUUAAUUCCGGCGAUUUGCUCGCUCGGCUGGCGCCGCUUCGCGAUGAGCUUUUUCCCGAUGUUUGUCUUUUUUGUGAUUCUUAUCACCACAGCAGCGCGGUAUGCGGGCGCGCCGAAGAGGCCGAGCGCGGCUUUAUCGAGGAGCUUCAACGCGCGGGACUGAACCUUUGGCAGUACUUUCACCGCACCGAUUACUACGAUGAACGCCUCCCCACGGAUUAUCCCCAGGGCAAAGUUAGCGUUUUGAGUUUGGUUCGGCAAUUUUCUGAGGAUUAUGGCCCUGGAGGCGUCGCGCGCGCGCGUUUUAUGGAGUAUAAUGGCCUGGAAGAGAUUUCCCAGGUCGGAGCCGCGGGAACCUACACGCAAUCGUUAAUCCGUGGGAGUGGAAAUGGGGUGGUGGGGAGUUCGCCCUAUGGGUGCUCCUUCAGUCAGCUUGUGGAGCCGGUGCGGAAACAAGGGAUUCCUGAGGCCGCCAGCCCCACUUCUACCACCGCCUCGCUUUCGCAUUUCGACCUUGCCGAAAGCCUCCACAACAUCCAACCUUUAAAUGCGUUUAUGGAUGAGGUUUUACUCGGUGAUAAGGUCGGGGGAGGGGAAGAAAAUCACAAGAGGCCCCGAAACGGCACGAUGGAUCUGAAUGAAGACGAUCGUGACGACACAGAGCCACCCCGUCUCCGUUUUUCUUCCGAAAAUGCUGAAAAUACGCACUUUCAAAUGGCGAGUAGCCCCGCUGCCAUUCUCAUGGGUGAUUAA
Phytomonas sp. Hart1 is the source of this 2904-nucleotide messenger RNA. The record is from the annotation of a GenBank genome assembly. Lineage: Eukaryota; Euglenozoa; Kinetoplastea; Trypanosomatida; Trypanosomatidae.